AUUAUCAACAUAGCACAUAAAACAAAUAAAACCAGGAACCCGACCGAACAAAAGGAGACAAGGAACGAGCACAUGUAACGCUUAUUAUGGACACCAAAUCCAGACCGACCGCAAAUAGAAAACAAAGGAAGAUUCAAUCCAAAUCUGGAAGCAGCCCCGCUAUCACCCGGGGACAAGGCAGCAAAGCAGGAGACGACAUCCUGCAGGAAGCCAAUAGCUGUCAACCGAGCCUCAGUGACGUGGCAUCAACGUACAGGAGCCACAGGGCCGAACAGCGUACACUUGGCGAUGCAAUCAAUCAAGAACGGAGUAAGGGACGUUUUGUAUGCAGACACGCGCCCUCAACUCCUCGAGUUAAUUAGUGAGAACAAACACAGUAGACCGAGGGUCGAGAUGCAAAAGCAUCAGUAAGGACUGAACAGAGCGAACAGAGUAAUGUGUGACAUGUCUGGCAAAGUAUCAACCAGUUAGAGGACCACCAU
Aspergillus piperis CBS 112811 is the source of this 482-nucleotide messenger RNA. RefSeq lists its product as uncharacterized. The transcript is spliced from 2 exons. The coding region runs from base 87 to 362 and encodes 91 amino acids. NCBI's taxonomy places the organism in Eukaryota, Fungi, Ascomycota, Eurotiomycetes, Eurotiales, Aspergillaceae. The record is from RefSeq and is a predicted model, not a curated record.